AUGAGUACUCUUGAAAAUGCCCCAGCUCAGCAGGAGCAACUGAAGCGCAGCAGUCGAAAGAAGACACCCAAGGCCUUGACACUACAGACGGAUGGGGUCGUAACCUCCAUCCACACAUUCAUCCAGGACGCCACGCCUGAGAUCGCGGUCAAGCCGCAGGAUAAUGUGUCCGAUGCUACGAACGCCGAAGAUUCGGCGGGCUCAAACAGCGAUGAACGAGCCGACGCGUCUGAGGCCUCAUGGUGGUCACCGUCCGAAGCACGACCGGUGGGCGCUGCCAGCAGCGGGUUUCGCGGCGUGCUGAGCAAGGAUCUAUGGGAAACCACCUCCCUGUACGACUGGAGUGGUGUCCUUAUAUCAGGAUUGAAAUGA
Anthostomella pinea is the source of this 372-nucleotide messenger RNA. The record is from the annotation of a GenBank genome assembly. Lineage: Eukaryota; Fungi; Ascomycota; Sordariomycetes; Xylariales; Xylariaceae.